AUGAUGAACAUAGAACUCGCCACAGAAGCUGAAGGUGAAGCUGUCCAAUCACGCUUUUUAGAAUUUCUUGAAACAUUCAGACUAAAUGACCGUGAAGUUUACUUCUACAAAGGCCAAGAUCUUGUAGUUAACGAAAAAACCACGCUUUUUGUUGACCUUUCUCAUUUAUCCUAUAUUUACUAAUUAUAAAUAUUAUUCUCCUUACUCCCCCCCCCCCCCCCUCCGUGAGCGAACAAAAAAAUUUUGUUCGCUCACGGAGGGGGGUUAAUUUUUUUUAAAAAAAAUUUAUAUAUAAAUUUUAUAAAAAAAAUAUUUUUUUCGAAAUUUAAAAAAAUCCUAAUUUGCAAAAAUUGGGAAGCAAAUAUUAAUUUAAUUUGCAAAAUUUAUGUUUUAAAACGCAAUUUGUUUAAAAUUAAACACAGAAUUAGCUCUAGAUUUCAUUAUACUAAUUAUCACUUAUAUAUCAAAAUUUUUUCCAUUAAAAUUUUUUCUAUUAAAAAAAUUUUUGUUCACUCACGGAGGGUGGGUUUUUGGUCAAAAAAUGGCGAUUUUUCUAAUGGUUUUGUUCGCUCACGGAGGGGGGGGGGGGGAGUUAGCCAUGUUUCUUCUCUUUAAUUUAAUUCAGCAUAACUCUUUUCGAUGACCUGCUAACAGCUCUUUUAUCAGACUAUUACAAAUUUGAGCCUUUCCUUGAAAAAGCAGUCCAACGCUUUAUGUUUAAAUGCUUCCCAGAAUACGCCAAAGACAACGAAAUCCAUGUAGGCUUCUUUAAUAAUUCACAUGAUGACAAAAUCCGCUCAUUGAAAACACAAAGAAUAGGAAAACUUGUAUCAAUAAGUGCUACAGUCACAAAAAGUACUGAAGUUCGCCCAGAACUGAGGUAUGGGAGCUUUAAAUGUUUAGCUUGCAACUAUGAAGUGAAAUGGUUCUAUAAUUUUUGCUCAGGGACAUUUUCUUGGCACUGUUAAGCUGAAUUUUCCAUUAUAUAUUUGGCAAAAAAUAUUAUUUUUGCAAGAAAAAAAAUCAAUUUGCCCCAGAAUGCUGCCAGAGGAAAUUUUCAGCCAAAAAAGAUAGGGACGUGAAAGAUGUGGUGCAGCAAUUUAAGUACACAACACCUCAAAUAUGUCCAAACGGCCAUUGCGGUAAUAAAUCACGAUGGGAGCUUAUUUUAGAAAGUUCAAAAUUCUGUGACUGGCAAAAAGUCAGAGUCCAAGAACACUCUAACGAAAUCCCAGCAGGCAGCAUGCCAAGGUCAAUUGAUAUCAUUCUGAGACAUGAACUUGUAGACACCGCUAAGCCAGGAGAAAGGCUCAUCUUCACAGGCACUUUAAUCGCAGUUCCAGAGGUCGCAUCAUUUUUAACCCCAGGAGAAAGACAACAAAUGUCAAUGAAACACGACGGUCAACGAGGAAGAGACCGGACUCUUGACGCAGUUACCGGACUAAAAGCUUUAGGUGUUAGAGAGCUGAAUUAUAAACUUGUAUUUAUUGCGUCUGCUGUCACUAAGCACCCUGCUUUUAAUUUCAGAGAAGACGACGAAGUAACAGAGCUCACUGCAGCUGACCAAGAAGCCAUUGAAAGAAUGAGGGCUGAACCUGAUUUAUAUUCAAGGAUAGCAAGAUGCAUUUCGCCUACUGUAUUUGACUAUAGAAUGAAUAAAAUGGCAUUCGGCUAGAGAAAUUAGCUCUGCUGGUUUUCUCCCCUAAUUUAAUUUUAUUUAAGGGCUGAACUUCUAGUUGUAUAAGACUUAGCAGAUUCUGUGGUCAAUAUUAGCUCUCGUCAUUCAAGACCUCACAUUUCUGUUUCGAAUCCCACAUCUUGAGGGCAAUUAGCUCUUCCUUAUCAGCUUCCUCAAACUUCCUUCCUGCUUUUCAUCUACAAAUCAUUAUCUUCAAGGAUUUUCUAACAUCAUCUCAGAAUCCUUAUCCCAAAAUAAACUAUCAUCAUACAAGCUCUCUUCAUGUUAAGAUUCCUCGCCAUUGCUGAAUCCUGGACCAUAAGCCAAGGCUGCCUUGUGACUGAAUUUUCCUUCAGGAAAUUAAGCUCCAUUAAAAAAAUGUUUAACACCUUAAAUUCUUAAUUAAUCGUAAUCAUAUUUGGCCAUGAAGAAGUAAAAAGAGGAAUUUUACUAAUGCUACUAGGAGGCUCAAAUAAGAAGACCCCAGAAGGCAUGAAGCUCAGAGGAGACCUCAACAUUUGUAUCGUCGGCGACCCCUCAACCGCAAAAUCUCAAUUUUUGAAGUACGUCUGCAAUUUCUUGCCAAGAUCUGUAUAUACCUCAGGUAAAGCCUCAUCUGCCGCUGGUCUUACAGCAGCAGUUCAAAGAGAUCUAGAAACCGGCGAUUUUUGUAUAGAAGCUGGAGCUUUAAUGCUUGCAGACAAUGGGAUUUGUUGUAUUGACGAAUUUGAUAAGAUGGACUCCAAAGACCAAGUAGCUAUUCAUGAAGCCAUGGAACAACAGACCAUUUCUAUCGCCAAAGCAGGAAUCCAGGCUAUUCUUAAUGCUAGAUGUUCUGUCCUAGCUGCUGCUAACCCUAAAUAUGGAAGAUACGAUAAAUCAUUAGAGCUCCGCAGAAACGUCGACAUUUCGCCACCUCUGAUGUCCAGAUUUGACCUGUUUUUUGUAAUCGUUGACGAAGGUGAUGAACGCGUAGACAAUGCCAUUGCAAACCAUAUAGUAAAUUUGCAUACCAAUGGAGACAGAGCGCUAGAAGGAGAAUUUUCAAUGGACAUGAUGAAAAAGUACAUCCUUGGAGCCAGACGUAUAAACCCUGCAUUUACGACUGAGGCUGCUAAGCUUCUCAGAGAGCAGUACAAGCUGCUUCGGCAGUCAGACUCAAUGCACCAGAAUAAUGCAUAUAGAAUCACUGUCAGACAGCUUGAGUCCUUAAUCAGACUUUCUGAAGCAAUCUCUAGGCUUAAUUAUGACCAACAAAUAAGGCCUGAAUAUGUAUUAGAAGCUUGCAGACUGCUGAAAAAGUCUAUUAUUCAUGUAGAAACCAGCGACGUAGAUGUAGAAGAACAGUUUGAUGAGAGUGCUAUGAAUGUGUAUAGACAAGAACAAGCUGAAAUUGAUAGAGAAAAAAGACUGGCUGAACAGCAGGCUGGGCCUAAGAAAACCAGUAUUUCUUUUGAAGAGUAUGACAGAAUGGCCAAAUGGAUAGCAAUGCUGUUAAGACAGCAAGAAGGAGAAGCCGGCGUAAAGCAAGGCGAGAUUGUGCAGAAAUACGUAGAAGAGCACAUGCAUGAAGUCACCACAGAAGAAGAUUCGGUGAGACUGAUGGAAAUUGUCAAUGGAGUCAUACAAAGGCUGGUAAUGAAAGACCACAUCUUGGUAAUCGUCGAAGAUAACCCAGAAAAAUCUGAGCGCACCCUUAAAGUGCAUUGGAACUACGUCCCUUAA
Molecule: messenger RNA, 3403 nt
Organism: Blepharisma stoltei
Lineage: Eukaryota; Ciliophora; Heterotrichea; Heterotrichida; Blepharismidae
Source: the annotation of a GenBank genome assembly